Messenger RNA from Peniophora sp. CBMAI 1063, 462 nucleotides. NCBI's taxonomy places the organism in Eukaryota, Fungi, Basidiomycota, Agaricomycetes, Russulales, Peniophoraceae. The record is from the annotation of a GenBank genome assembly.
AUGCCUCUCGCUUCAUCUGCUCAGUGUGCUAGUCUGAGGUUUGACAGAGCUGGGAUUCCUCUUCCUCCGGAACUUAUGAGAAUCAUCAUGGCGUUCUGGGUCGUGCUUGACCUUCCCGUAGCGACCGCCGACCUGAAUCGCGCAAUGGAGAGCGGCUGGAUGGAGGAUCUCCGUAUACCCUACUUGCGGGGAAGCUUGCUUGCACAACCGCGUCUCUUCGCGGACAACAUAACCGCUCAACCGAAGUUAUUCACCAAGUUCCUCGAAUGGAGCAAGAAUUAUCCGCUUCGCUUCGAACUAUCAUGCACCACUCCGAUGAGAGACGACGAAAACAUUCUUUGCUCCGAUAUCUCUCUACGCACGGAUCUUUGGGGCGAGCUAAUAUCACGCCCUGAUGCCGUUGCACGGGUGAGAUACCUGAAUCUGGAGGACUCGAGAAACCUAAGGGAGUAUUCAAUGUGA